CUGUCAUCGCUGUAAAUCUCUUCGUUUGUCGGAUCGCAAUUUGGUUUUGCGGGCAUGGCGUAAUUGAUCGUCUUUGGGUUUAGUUAAAUCAGUUAUAUCAAUUUCAGUUGAUAAGUCGUUGAGCACUUGCUGUCACGUUGGGCUUUGAAUUUGUUGUCUUUAUACUAAAAGCAAAAUUUUUGUUUUAAUUACUUGUACUAAAAAAAAAUUCAAUCAAAUAAAUAUAUAAAAUAGUUUUUCUUACGUGUGAAAAAAGUGUGUCAGACAUCAUUAAAAAGCAACGUGCAAAGGCAAAAGACAAAUUUACAGCAAGAACAACAGAAAAAAUGAAAAGAAAUAAAAAUAAAAUAAAGUAAAAUAAAUGAAAACAGAAGACUACAGAGAAAACGUUGAAAAUCAUUUUUAGCUUUCGUAAGGCAGCUGCAAAAAAAGAAAUUGUAAAAAACAGAAAGAAAACCCGAAAAACAGCAAGCCUACAGAAAAGUAAAAAAUGUUAUAUAUUGCCGAGGAGAAAAAGAAACUGGGCAACGACCAAUACAAGGCACAGAACUAUCAGAAUGCUCUGAAGUUGUACUCAGAUGCCAUUUCGCUAUGUCCAGAUUCGGCUGCCUAUUAUGGCAAUCGUGCCGCCUGUUAUAUGAUGUUGCUCAACUAUAACAGCGCCCUUACGGAUGCCCGUCAUGCGAUUCGUCUGGAUCCCAGUUUCGAGAAGGCUUAUGUGCGUGUGGCCAAGUGCUGCCUGGCACUGGGCGACAUCAUUGGCACCGAGCAGGCAAUUAAGACUGUCCUGGAAUUGGAGCCGCAGAGCUCGGCUCUCACUAGCGAGCAGCAGUCCGUGCAGAAGCUGCGCCAAUUGGAGACCACUGUACAGAACAAUUACGACACACAAGCCUAUCGGAAUGUAGUCUUCUAUUUGGACAGCGCUCUGAAGAUAGCGCCUGCCUGCCUUCGAUAUCGCUUGCUGAAGGCCGAGUGUCUGGCUUAUUUGGGACGUUGUGAUGAGGCCUUGGAUAUCGCCGUUGGCGUCAUGAAACUGGACAGCACUUCCGCUGAUGCCAUUUAUGUUCGUGGUCUAUGCCUUUACUAUACGGACAAUCUGGAGAAGGGUAUACUGCAUUUUGAGCGCGCACUGCAACUGGACCCCGAUCACCAGAAAUCGAAGCGCAUGCGCAGCAAAUGCAAGCAGCUCAAGGAGAUGAAGGAAAAUGGAAAUAUAUUGUUCAAGUCGGGACGCUAUCGGGAGGCACAUGUCGUUUACACCGACGCACUGAAAAUUGACGAGCACAAUAAGGAUAUUAACUCUAAGCUACUUUACAAUCGUGCGCUUGUCAAUACGCGCAUCGGCUCACUACGUGAAGCUAUUCUUGACUGUAAUCGCGUGCUGGAGCUCAACGCGCAGUAUUUGAAGGCGCUGUUGCUGCGCGCCCGCUGCCACAAUGAUCUCGAGAAGUUUGAGGAGGCGGUAGCCGAUUAUGAGACAGCUCUACAGUUGGAAAAGACACCGGAGAUAAAGCGUUUACUGCGCGAUGCCAAGUUUGCGUUGAAGAAGUCCAAGCGAAAGGAUUAUUACAAGAUAUUGGGCGUAUCACGCACUGCGACUGAGGAUGAGAUUAAGAAGGCUUAUCGCAAGAAGGCCCUGGUCCAUCAUCCGGACAGGCAUGCGGGCAGCAGUGCCGAAAAUCGUAAAGACGAGGAGCUCAAAUUCAAAGAAAUCGGCGAGGCCUACGCAAUUCUUUCCGAUGCUCGCAAGAAAAAUCGUUAUGACAGUGGACACGACAUCGAGGAGCAAGAACAAGCUGACUUCGAUCCAAAUCAAAUGUUUCGUUCGUUCUUCCAAUUCAGUGGGGGUCGAAAUGCAUCCUUCAAUUUUGAUUAUUGAGCUCGAAGAGGAGCAGAGGCAGACACAGUCUUGCCAGCCACACCGCCACACAAUUGCGACAAUUCAUGCACAAAUCGGAGUCUGCAUUUUACACACUUACAUUAAUUUGUCCCAAUACACAACACAUCCAAAAACCCGACAUCAGCAAGUUUCAAAUAAUUCUGGGGUUUUUCUCUUUAUGUUAAGCGUUUCGCUUUCCAUUUUGGCAUGCAAAACAUCAUUCAAAAUAUAAAUAAAUUGUAAAAUACUAAAACUUGAUCAUGAUUUUCUCAGUCAAGGGUAUUUGAGCAAAGCAGUCUUAAAACAAUUAAGUGAUAAUUAAUUACCUAAGUCUCUGCCUUGUAUGUAACCAAUUAAAUUUGUUUUAAGCAGCCUCAAAAUUGUGUGUUUUAUUAGUUAAUCGAAUCGCUCUAAUCCAGGACACUCCAUAUUGAAUAACUGUAUAUUAGCAUAUAAUUUAAUCCAAAAUAUAUGUAUGUAUUUGCUUACAAAUGUUCCGUAACUUCAACAAUGCUCACUAUGUUCGCAUUAGAUCUAAGAGUUGAGAUUGAUUUAGCAUAUUUGUUGAAUACUAAUUCAAUUCGCUUUAUAAGCCUUGUGGGAAAGCUAGAGAUGAUUUUAAAUUGUGUACCUCGACAAUUCCGUUAUUUCGUUUGCCAGUUAAGUCUACAGAAAAUGAUCUUAUUUGUGACUUAAAUCUAUUGUAUUACUUAUAUUUUUAUUUAAGAACUUUUGUAAUUAAUGGCAAAAAUAAUUCAAUGACAAGAGAUAUAUUAGAAUUGGAACAUAUUUUGAAUAAUAAUAUAAGUAAAAUAGAAGUUUUUUCACAAAUAUGACCAUUCAUUGUCUCUCGCACGAUCCUAGUACCUAAUUUUUAAUUUACAAUUAUAACCAUCAUCUCUCCUAAAUGUUCAAAUUUUACUGCGCCUUAACUUUUAUUAACGAAAUUUGUAUGCUCUUUUAAGUAUGUUUUGGCUAGGCCUAAUAAGUUGAUCUGUUGGCACAAAAUAUAUUAAAAAUCUAUCAAAGCA
Molecule: messenger RNA, 2910 nt
Organism: Drosophila mojavensis
Lineage: Eukaryota; Metazoa; Arthropoda; Insecta; Diptera; Drosophilidae
Gene: Tpr2
Product: dnaJ homolog subfamily C member 7
Exons: 4
Coding region: 491-1879 (462 amino acids)
Molecular function (GO): protein binding
Source: RefSeq, a predicted model, not a curated record